CUUCUGAAGAAUCGGAAAAUGAAAAUAAUUUUGAAAGUGGCACCACUGAAGUAUCAUCAGAGAAAGAAGAAAAUGAUGGUGUUACUGAGAAGACUUCAGGCGAAUCAGAUUUUGAAAAUAUUACAAAUGAAACACCAUUAGAGGUACAAAUCGAAAAUAGUUCAACUGAAGAACCAUUUAUACCAGAAGGUGAAAGUAGCGUUACGGAAAAACAAUCGGACGAAGAAAAUGAAAGUUUUACUACUGUAAAUCCAUCGGUGAUAGGCGUUACUGAAGCAUCAACAGAAGAAACCCAAGGUGAAAACAUUGGAACUGAAAAAUUUUCUGAUGAGGAAGGAAACAUUGCUACUGAAGCACCGGCCGAAGAAGAAAAUUUUACGACGGAAUCGUUAUCAGUAUUUAACAAUGAAAAUACUAAUACAGAAAAAACUUCUGAAACUGAAGAAAAUGAAGGAAACGCGACCGAACGUCCUUCAGAAACGGUGGGAAAUGAAGAUGUUGGAGCGGAAACACCCAAUGAAGAAGAAGCUGUAACAACGGAAGGAUUUUCAGUGGUUAAUGAUGAGAAUAUUACUACCGAAAAACCUUCAGAAACUGAAGAAAGCGAAGAAAAUUCUACUGAAAGACCUUUAGAAACAGUGGGAAAUGAAGAAAACAUCACUGAAAAAUCUUCGGAUACGGAGGAAAAUGAAAAUAACGGAACCGAAAUACCGAAUGAAGAAGGAACUGCAACAACGGAAGAACUUCCUACUGGGUUUAAUGACGAAAAUGUUACUACCGAAAAACCUUCAGAAACGGAGGAAACAGAAGGAAACGCGACUGAAAUACCCACUGAAGAAGAAAACACUGCAACGGAAGCGUCUUCAGUAUCGGACGAUACCACAACUGAAACACCUUCAGGCACAGAAGAAACCGAAGGAAACGCGACUGAAAUACCCACCGAAGAAGAAAACGCUGCAACGGAAGCACCUUCAGUAUCGGACGAUGAAAAUAUCACAACUGAAGCACCUUCAGACACGGAAGAAAAUGAAGAAACACCAACAACUGAAAUUUCAAAUGACGAAGUUGAUGUCGAUACAUCCACCGAAACAUCCACCGAAACCGAAACUGAAAAUCCAACAUCUGACGACGAAGAAAUAGAAUUAACGAUUCCGGUUAAAAAUUUAACGGUUUCAUCACAAAUCCCGGAUACGAAUGCCGUUCCUGUUACCUCAUGUUCUAGAAAUAAAGAUUGUCGUAACAGUGAAAAAUGCGAAAACGGAAAAUGCGUUAAUCCUUGUUCUGAAUUUUUGUGUCCCGGAAAAUCAGUGUGCCAAGCCAAAUUUCACGUGGCUUUAUGCACAUGUCCAAAGGGAGUUGAUUGUAGUCAAGGUAUUAUAUUGUCCUUUUUUUUUUUUUUAUAA
Molecule: messenger RNA, 1403 nt
Organism: Pediculus humanus corporis (human body louse)
Lineage: Eukaryota; Metazoa; Arthropoda; Insecta; Psocodea; Pediculidae
Product: Spore germination protein 270-11, putative
Exons: 1
Source: RefSeq, a predicted model, not a curated record